Eremothecium gossypii ATCC 10895 is the source of this 2691-nucleotide messenger RNA. It is a transcript of the gene SPC105, whose product is annotated as kinetochore-microtubule binding complex subunit SPC105. The transcript has a single exon. The coding region runs from base 1 to 2691 and encodes 896 amino acids. NCBI's taxonomy places the organism in Eukaryota, Fungi, Ascomycota, Saccharomycetes, Saccharomycetales, Saccharomycetaceae. Gene Ontology annotation, biological process: mitotic spindle assembly checkpoint signaling; protein localization to kinetochore; mitotic sister chromatid biorientation. The record is from RefSeq and is marked provisional.
AUGGAGCCGCACAAAAGGUAUUCGCUCCCACCGCGGAGUAUUUUAAAACAGAAGUCGAACUACGACGACGAUGAGCGGACUUCAGACACGCUUCAAAUCUCAUCGCAGAUCCAGUUUCCAACCCACGGGCUCACAAAGGAUCAGCUGCUCAACGGGAAUAACACGACAUCUAGAAUCAACACGACCCAAUUGGAGGCCAAACUUAAUCGGCGGGUAUCUUUUGCGCCGGACGUAACGCUGCACAAGUUUGACUUCAUACCCGAGGUGCCAGUUAAGUUCAGGGAACCGCGUCGUAAGAGCUCCCUCAGCGUGCUUGAAAAGAGCCAUGACAACGAUACCAUGGAGCUGACGAAUCCCGUGACGCAUGCAUUUGACGGGCUGGGGCGCGUCGAGGAGCCGGACGCGGGGUACGAGGCCGUGUUCGAUAAAGAAGUGUCCAUGGAAAUAACACAGUUGUUCACGAAACACAGCGCGCGGCCAGAAUCUGAGGCGGAGGGGGCCGAGGCGGGACUCGGGCGCGCUCCAGUGGAGGAAACAAUGGAACUGACCAACUUGCAUAACCUGCAUGGGCCUUUGAACACCGGCACAGGUGACGAAUCGAUGGAGAUGACAGAUACCCACCAAGCAGGUCCAGCCCCAAACGAAGCGGAGAAGAAUGACGCGAACAAUGGCGCGGAGGAAGAGGAGGACGGCGGCGAUGACGCUCCCACUCCUGCUACAGAGGAAUCUAUGGAGAUCACUGGGCAGCAGAGCGUCGGACGGAUCCCCUCGUCGGGUUCGCCGUCCGCGAAGCUGUCUGGCGUCGCGACAGCCCGGAUGGUGAGUAUGGACGGGGAUUCCAUGGAAAUAACCGGUCUGCAGCAGCUUUCUCAGGCGCAUGAGUACAGGGAAGCCCCUGAUGCAACGCUGACCUUAUCCAAUGUAUUUGAAGGGCCAAAACAUCUCAAUGAGCAGAGAGCAGAGGAAACCAUGGACUUUACAGCAUUUCCCAAACUUAACGAGGCACUCACAAUCGACUCGCAGGUAGUUACCAGCACCCAAGAGCCGCCAGCCUACAAGGCUCUUUCCACAAUUAAAAUAUCGCCCAAAAGGCGUAAGAUUGCAGAGGGUAUAUAUGUCUCUCCUGUCAAGCCAAAUCCGAUAGAAGAACUAUUCAGUGAUGCCGAAAGGUUAUCCCCCAUUCCUUUACCUCCCGAAUACUCUCCAAGCAGGCAAGCGAACUCAUCCAACCCCGUUCUUUCUCCUGCAGAUGUACCAAAGCUACCGCAUGACAACUACGCUAUGAAGGCCGUGGAUCAACAACCUAAAGAAGAGCCUGUAGAACCGAUUUCACUCCAGAUGUUUUUAGAUACAACGGGGAUAUCAUUUGUUAUAGACUUAGAUGGAGUGCAAAACUAUGAUCCAAUAACGUUCACGUAUACAGACCGCAUUGAAGAUAUCUCCACACGUCAGAUUUACGAUGCUCUCUAUCUACAAAUUCCUCUCCUGGAAAUAUAUGCAUUUAUAGUGAAGGAACUGCAUCGUAGAAUCCUGGAUUCUCAAAGGUUAUUUCAAGAGUUGGAGGAACAGAUCUCCAAUAACCCUCCUCCAUAUCUGUUCCGUAACUACUUUGAAUCCAGUGACGAAGUGAAACAACUCAUGAAAGAACAGAUUGUCUUAAUCAAGUCGUUUGCAAGGUUAGAGGCGAAGAAAGUCUGGUUUGAGUGGCGCUGCCAGCAUCUAAAAGGCAUCAAGUCUGUACUCGAGGAAAACCUAUCGCUUGUUCAAACGGAAUACGCCGAAGUGGUAGCGCGCUUGAAUGAGAUAAGCGACAUUAAGCAUCGUCUGCAGGCUCUUGAACAAUCGCUCAGGCACGAGUUGGAGCUACUGAGGAACGGCGAGAAACCCAUGCGCGUGACUACCCUAGCGGACAGGCUCAAAAUUGAAAAGAUAAAGAGCGAGCUGAAAGCGAACAUGAUAAAGCUCAACAACACCGCUAACUUGGAGGAGCAAAAGGAGGCCAUCUCCGCGGAUAUCAAUGCGCUCCGUUCUCAAAUAAAGGACGUGCGUGAAGAAAUUAGCUCCCUGAAGUCACUUGUUCUCAAAAAUAAACUGCACACCGCACAUGAUGUUUCUAAACUCCGCCUGCUCUUUUCUCAGAUGCAGCUCUUCACCGGCGUCUCCUUCCGCGGGCUCUCAGGCUCAGAACUGCAACUGGCGCUUAACAGCACGAUCAACGUGAGCUUCGAUCUCACACAAGUCGACAACAUAAAAGAUAUUGCUGUGAGCUACCAGACAGAGUCCCAGUUCGAACGCCACAUAUCCACGCUUUUCAUCAACGAGGCGCGGCAUGCGGCCCCCAAUGCCUUCACAUUCGUUCUCGCCGUCCAAUCCAAGCUGCAGCAUAUCCGUAACGUCUGCAUGGAGUACGACCGUCUCCAGGCCAUCUUCCCAACGCGGCUCGUCACUGUACGCGACACAGAUCUAAUAGAACUGACGGACCUCGACGCUGUCCGGAAUGCCAAGGUCCACUACCAUAUAGGCAUCCCAGACUUCGUCGCCGCGGUAACUUCUGCAGACCAGAAGAAGAUCACCAUCAGGGCACGCGUUGCCUACGGGAAAGGAGUCACACAGGAGCUGCUCGAGCGGCACCUUCUAUCCCGCACUAAAAAGCCACUGCCCUGGUUCAGGCAGUUCCAAGUUGUUCUGUGA